AUCACCGAACAAAAAAUCGCUGAGCCAAAAAUAUUUUUCACUUCAAAAAGAAAAACUUCCUCGCAAGAAUCUCGUCAAAUCCAUUGUCUAUUCUUUCGGAAAAAUAAGUGUGAAAAUUUUACGUGAAUUUCAUUUUCAUAAUUAAAAGCAAACAUAAUCAUUUGCAUUUAAAAAAGUAUUAUUGAUUUAUUCUAUUCAAGAAGAAAUUAAAAAAUAAUCAUCAUCAAACAAAAUGCCUAACAUUAAAUUGCAAUCUUCCGAUGGAGAAAUCUUCGACACCGAUGUCCAAAUCGCUAAAUGCUCUGGAACCAUCAAAACAAUGUUGGAAGAUUGUUGCUUGGAGGAUGGCGACGAUGCCGUCGUUCCUCUGCCAAAUGUCAAUUCGGCAAUUCUCCGCAAGGUCUUGCAUUGGGCCAACUUCCACAAAGACGAUCCUCAACCAACUGAGGACGACGAGAACAAAGAAAAGCGAACCGAUGACAUUUCAUCGUGGGACGCUGAUUUCCUCAAAGUCGAUCAAGGAACUUUGUUCGAAUUGAUUUUGGCAGCCAAUUAUUUGGAUAUCAAAGGAUUGCUCGAUGUUACCUGCAAAACAGUUGCUAAUAUGAUUAAGGGCAAGACUCCUGAGGAGAUUAGGAAGACUUUUAAUAUUAAAAAUGAUUUCACUGCUGCCGAGGAGGAACAAGUUCGCAAGGAGAACGAAUGGUGCGAAGAGAAGUAGAGAGGAGGCAAGAUGAUGAUGAACAAUGAACUAAAAGCCGUCAGUAGUAGAAGUAGUUUGGUAGUUGCAGCAGAAGAGUAAUUUUGGGAUGCGAGAACUUAAAAUUAUGAAAUUAAAAUAAAAAAUCGCUGUCCUUUUAUUUUAAAAUUUAAAUUCUUCACUCACAUUAUUACUAUAAUUUUUUUUUUUUUUUGAUUAAUGG
Messenger RNA from Episyrphus balteatus (marmalade hoverfly), 923 nucleotides. It is a transcript of the gene SkpA, whose product is annotated as S-phase kinase-associated protein 1. Bases 233 to 721 code for a protein of 162 amino acids. Gene Ontology annotation, biological process: SCF-dependent proteasomal ubiquitin-dependent protein catabolic process. Gene Ontology annotation, cellular component: nucleus; cytoplasm. Gene Ontology annotation, molecular function: cullin family protein binding. The transcript is spliced from 2 exons. The record is from RefSeq and is a predicted model, not a curated record. Lineage: Eukaryota; Metazoa; Arthropoda; Insecta; Diptera; Syrphidae.